CCGGGCGAGCACGCGGCCGUUUGGGGAAUCUGUCGCGGAGCCGCGACCUCGCCGGCUUCCUCUCUCCGUUCGGUUCCCGCACCAGCCACCACACCCACCCGGCGCGUCGCUUCUUUAUUCCGCUCCCACCCAGCCAGCCCGCCCGGCGGCCUCACAUGCUGCUCAUUGCUGUCGUUGCCAACCCCUCGCGGCCUCACUCCCUGCUCUAAAAUCGAGUCCUGAUCCAGGCAGCGAUCGUGACCCCAGGCCGAGAAAAUCGACAGCCUGGGUUUGCUGCCUGGCUCAGGCAGCUGAUCGGAGGCAAGAACCAAACAAGCCCUACCUGCACCGGCUCCCCCAUCCCAUCCACCACCUCCUCCUCCUCGUCCUCCUGCUGCUCGGCCCUGAGCUGACCGCGACGGGAGGGCGCUGAGCUACCGAGACAGCUCCCCGGUCGGCUCGGCUCGGGUCAACGCGUGCCGCGUGCUCGGCGAAGGGCGGAGGAGGAGAGGGAGGGCUCCCCCGCGGUGAUGCCGGCGCUGCUGGGUACCUAGGUAGCUCGCCGGGGCGGCGAUGGAGGGGACGAAGCGCGGCGCGGGGGGAGGCGGCGGGCCGGUGGCUGCGGUGGCGCUGUGGCUGCUGGUCGGCGUCUCGCUGAGCCGCGGCGCGGCGGGGCUCAAUGCCGACGGGGCGCUGCUCAUGUCCUUCAGGGCCGCGGUCACCGCGGACCCGCUGGGCGCGCUGGCCGGGUGGGGCUACGACGCCGCGGAGCCCUGCGCCUGGAACGGCGUCGUCUGCAAGGGCUACCCGCAGCCCGACGCCGCGUCGGCCGCCGCGAACGUGACCUCGGCCUCCGCUACCGACGGCGGCGGCAACUCGACGGCGGCCGCGUGGAACGGCACCGCGGCGGCGGGCGGCCUCAACGCGUCGCUGGCGGCGGCCACGGUGUCGCGGGUCAUCAGCCUGGUGCUCCCCAACGCGCAGCUCUCGGGGGCGCUGCCGCCGGACCUCGGCCGCGUCGAGCACCUGCAGCACCUCGACCUCUCCGGGAACGCCCUCAACGGGAGCCUCCCGCCCACGCUGCUCAACGCGACCGAGCUCCGCGUGCUCUCACUCGCCGGGAACGGCAUCUCGGGGGAGCUCCCGGACGCCGCCGCGGCGUACGCGCGCGGCCUCCAGGAGCUCAACCUCUCGGGGAACGCGCUCGCGGGGCGCCUCCCCGCCGCGCUGUGCAGGCUGCCGAGCCUCGCCGUGCUGGGGCUCGCCGGCAACCGCCUCGCCGGGGAGCUCCCCAUCGGCGGGCUCGGCGCGCUGGAGCUCGUUGACCUGAGCGGCAACGACCUCAACGGCUCGCUCCCGUCGGACUUCGGGGGGAGCCGGCUCCGGCUGCUGAACGUGUCGUCGAACAAGCUCGCCGGCGCGGUGCCGACCGAGCUGGCCGCCGUCGUGCCGGCGAACGCGACGGUGGACCUGUCGCGGAACAACUUCACCGGAGCGAUCCCGCAGGCCGGGCCGUUCGCCGCGCUGCCGGCGGCGGCGUACGAGGGCAACCCGGACCUGUGCGGGCCGCCGCUGAAGCAGGCGUGCUCCAUCCCGUCCUCGCUGUCGAACCCGCCCAACGCCACCGACUCGCCGCCGGCGUUCGCCGCCAUCCCUAAGAACCCCGCCCGCGCCCCGCCGGGAGCCGCCGGGCAGCCGCAGGCGCCGCGCGAGCAGGAGAAGCUUCGCCCUGCGGCCAUUGUCGCCAUAGUCGUCGGGGACAUCGCCGGGGUCGGGCUCCUCUUCAUGCUGUUCCUGUACGCGUACCACGUCCGGAAGAAGAGGCGGCAGCGGCGGGAGCAGGACCCGGCGCCGCCGAUGCAGCACAAGAGCACGCUAGGAAUCGACGGCGUGGUCAAGACGCUUGACAUCGCCGGAGGCAAAGAAGACAAGGCGUCGACAUCGAUGGGGUGCUGCAUUGGCCGACGGAACGACGGCUCGGACAGCUCCGAGUGCUCGGUGUCGUCGGAUGGCGAGGCCGACGACGGCGAGGACCUCAAGAAGCGAGGAAGCCUCAUCGGCCGGAGCACCCCGCAGGACCACGGCAGCAAGAAGCACAACCCGCCCCAGCAGCAGGCGCCCCCCGCGCCGGCGACGCUCGUCACGGUCGACGGCGACGGCGAGCUCGAGAUGGAGACGCUGCUCAAGGCGUCGGCCUACAUCCUCGGCGCCACUGGCUCGAGCAUCGUGUACAAGGCCGUGCUCGCCGACGGCACCGCGCUGGCCGUCCGGCGCAUCGGCGAGAGCGGCGGCGCCGACAAGCUCAAGGACUUCGAGGCGCAGGUGCGCGCCGUGGCCCGGUUCCGCCAUCCCAACAUCAUCCGGCUGCGCGGCUUCUACUGGGGCGCCGACGAGAAGCUCCUCAUCCACGACUACGCCCCCAAUGGCAGCCUCGCCAACAUCGCGUUCAGCAGGCGGUUCGGGGCGUCGUCGCCGCUGCACCUGAGCCUGGAGGCGCGGCUGCGGAUCGCGCGCGGCGUGGCGCGCGGGCUGGCGUACAUCCACGAGAAGAAGGGCGUGCACGGCAACCUGAAGCCGAGCAACAUCCUGCUGGGCGAGGACAUGGAGCCCUGGAUCGGCGACCUGGGCCUGGACCGGCUGCUGUCCGGCGAGGCGGCCGGCCACCGCGCGGGCGCGUCGGCGCGGCUGUUCGGGAGCAAGCGGUCGAUGCACUCGACGAGCAGCCUGCCGGACCUGUCUCAGAUGCCCGGGCCGGGCGCGAGCCCCUGCGGGUCGGCGUCGGCGGCGGCGGCGGCGUCGUCGUCGUCGGGCGCCCCGUCGCCGUACCAGGCGCCCGAGUGCCUCAAGAACCUCCGGCCCACGGCCAAGUGGGACGUGUACGCCUUCGGCAUGGUGCUCCUGGAGCUCCUCUCCGGGCGCGUCUACUCGGAGGUGGAGCUCUGCCAGUGGCACGCGGGGCUCGUCGCCGAGGAGCACGGCCGCGUGCUCCGGAUGGCCGACCCCACGCUCCGCGGCGAGGCCGACGGCAGGGAGGACGCGCUGCUGGCGUGCUUCAGGCUCGCCUUCAGCUGCUGCGCCAUGGCGCCGGGGAAGCGGCCCGCCAUGAGGGACGCCGUGGUGGUGCUCGAGAGGGCGGCGGCGGCGUCGCCCGGCGCGUCGGCCGGCUCCAGCGCCGCCAUUCCUUGAGAGAUAAACUGACCUCGGGUCGCAAUAAUUUUUACUGCAAGGAUGGUGGUGGUGGCUGUAAUCACUGGUGGCAAGUUGAGGUUUCUUUCUUUGCUAGAGCGUGUAGAUCUGUCACUAAUUUUUGGAGGUGCCGCGAGAUUAACCUGCUGAUCCUUCGUUUGUGAUUGUGAAA
Panicum virgatum (switchgrass) is the source of this 3337-nucleotide messenger RNA. RefSeq names its product probable LRR receptor-like serine/threonine-protein kinase At4g37250. The coding region runs from base 553 to 3165 and encodes 870 amino acids. The transcript is spliced from 2 exons. Lineage: Eukaryota; Viridiplantae; Streptophyta; Magnoliopsida; Poales; Poaceae. The record is from RefSeq and is a predicted model, not a curated record. Gene Ontology annotation, molecular function: protein kinase activity; receptor serine/threonine kinase binding; ATP binding. Gene Ontology annotation, biological process: protein phosphorylation.